AUGGCGCCUGGUGUCCUCAGACCCCUGGCUAUCUUUUGUACGCAGUCUCAGUCCCAACGAUACAUCAGAAGUGUCCGAAAUUUAGGGGAUGCAUGGCGCAUACUUUCAGAGAAGCAUGAUGAGCGAACGGAUUCAGAUACUACAUUCAUUGGAACAGCAUUUGAUUUCAAUUUAGAAGUCAAAAAUCACCCAGACGAAACGAUUUCUACCACAUUUGAGAUUCCCUCCCUCGAAACAACGACAGACAAACAGCCUAUCUCUGCAGAAUCACAACAGCAUUACCGCAUCUUCGCCGACUACGGUACCGACUUUCUCUGGCGAAACACGAAUGACCCCGACUAUUCCGAGGACAACACAUAUGUUGAGGCAGAAGAAGCCUUAUCAGAUCUUCCGCCAGCGGUUUUUCAGCACUAUGAUGCAUGGGUAGACACGUACACAAGCAAUUUCAAAACUCGAUGUGAUAUCCCUGGGGAUUACUCUGCCCACGUCUUCGUCGAUGCCACUGACGAGGUUUCUUGGAAUAUCGCGGGGUAUCUACUGGCCUGGCGUAUUGCCAUGGCCCCGCAUAUUGGUAGUGUUGAGUACUCCGCUGGAAACGAGAAAUAUUUACUGAGAAGUGGCGAGGGUACGGAGGGUGGUGCUCUGAUGGAGAAAUUUUUGAAUGACCAAGCAACUCUGUUAGCCAAGAGAGAGUCUGCAGAGUAA
Talaromyces rugulosus is the source of this 705-nucleotide messenger RNA. RefSeq lists its product as uncharacterized. The record is from RefSeq and is a predicted model, not a curated record. Bases 1 to 705 code for a protein of 234 amino acids. Lineage: Eukaryota; Fungi; Ascomycota; Eurotiomycetes; Eurotiales; Trichocomaceae. The transcript has a single exon.